Molecule: messenger RNA, 939 nt
Organism: Amphimedon queenslandica
Lineage: Eukaryota; Metazoa; Porifera; Demospongiae; Haplosclerida; Niphatidae
Product: medium-wave-sensitive opsin 1-like
Exons: 1
Coding region: 1-939 (312 amino acids)
Biological process (GO): G protein-coupled receptor signaling pathway
Cellular component (GO): membrane
Molecular function (GO): G protein-coupled receptor activity
Source: RefSeq, a predicted model, not a curated record
AUGGAUAUUCAUGGUCUGAACUAUACCCUUGGUGAAGAUGUUAAUGGUCCUCUACUAGCAGCUGCACUUGCUGUAGAAAUGAUUGCUGCAUUGAUCGUUAAUACUUUUGUUCUUGUUGCUACUUUUUCUCAAUGCAAAUCCUUAAAGUUACCAUCUACUAUACUCUUUACUUCUCUGAUUAUGAUACAUUAUGUAAUAGCCCUCAUAUACAUUCCAUCUUGGCUCAUAUCAGCAGCAUAUGGAGAAUGGAUCUUUGGGAGUACAAUACAAGUAAAAGAGGCAACCUGUAAAUUUGCUGGAUUCAUACUGAAUUACACUUUGCAAGUCAAAAGUUUUACACUAGCUGCUAUAUCUGUUGAUCGUUGGUUAUUCAUUGUCAAGCCUAUCUUUUACAAGCAAUACAUGAAAGCUAAACUAGCUGUGGUCCUGGCUGUUAUUAUUUGGAUAGGGUCUUGUUUAUCAGUAGCUACACCAUUCUUUGGAAUCGGAAAUUACUUCUUUACAGAAUUUGGAUCUUGUGAACCUCAAUUUUUAGGUGAAUUAGGUUACAGUAUCCUGAUGCUAAUAUUCGUUUUAACUGCGCUAUGCAUUAUCAUAGUUACAUCAAUUUGGACGUGUUGUUUCACAAGAAGAUUCAUCCGGGAACAUGCUCAAUUAGCAGAUGAGAGUGCAUACGUGUCAAAGAAUAGAAGAAUCAUAGGAAUAUUUGGAGCAAUGCUUGUUGCAUAUGGGGUAUGCUAUACUCCUGGUAUUAUUGUUAUUAUUGCCAGUCUGUUUUGUGAUGUCAAUGCUGCAGCUUUUGCUGCAGUGUUGGUUUUUUUCCUGACAGUAAUUAUUAUUAAUCCAAUCAUCCAGUCAGUUUUUAGGCCUGAUGUAAAGAAAGUGAUCGUUAAAUUAUGUGCAAUGUGUCGAAAAUUUCAUCAUUCUCCGGAGGCUUAA